Molecule: messenger RNA, 1039 nt
Organism: Teleopsis dalmanni
Lineage: Eukaryota; Metazoa; Arthropoda; Insecta; Diptera; Diopsidae
Exons: 4
Coding region: 159-677 (172 amino acids)
Biological process (GO): regulation of DNA-templated transcription
Molecular function (GO): DNA-binding transcription factor activity; sequence-specific DNA binding
Source: RefSeq, a predicted model, not a curated record
GUUUCGUACAAUAAAAAGUUUUUUGUUUGAAGUAUUUUUCGAACAUUAUAACGAAGAACAUCGGCGUCGUUUUUUCAGGUCGAACAUUGUUAACUUCGAUAUUUGUGAAAGUGUUAUUUUGCUUUUGAUAAUAAAUACAAGUUAAGAUUGUUGAAAAGAUGGAAAAUAAAAAUAAGAUGUCUUUUGCACAUAAAUUAUGGUAUUUAGCUAAUAAGGAAGAUGUUUUAUGUGUCGUAUGGGUCAAAAAUGAGGAUGCCAUACGUCUGAACAUGAUUCUUUUGGAAAAGUACUUAUGUUCUGAAGACUCAAUAUUUUCUAUUAAAACAGCAAGUCAUUUUGCUAAAUACCUUGUAUGCUAUGGUUUCAUAAGUGUGAUAACGAAAAGUGAUCCAUUUGGCCAGAAUAUUAUUAUUAAGCAUAAGAAUUUUACACGAGAUGGAAAAAAACUUGACUUAAUAACUAACUCAUGUAGUAAGAAAAAUAUAGUAGAUUGUGAGCGACAUAAUUUGCACAACGACUUUGGAGAGUUUUCAAUGCGUCCAUUCGUUCCAAACGAAUUUCAAGGCGAUGACACCAUCCCAUGCCAGUUUUCGGAAGAACAACUGAAGGAAUUUUUUGGAGACGAUUACUCAAAAGUACAAAAAAACGAAAUAAAAAUAAGUUCUAAACAAAUGUGAGAUAUUGUCAGAUGGCUGUCUAUCUUUUGACAUGUAGAAGGAUAACCUAACCGCAUUGCUUGUUGUAGUACAGAUACGGAACGUGGAUAUUUUACAGCUGACACGUUAUUCAAUUAUAAUUAACUAAAGUUAUUUAAUUCAUAAAUGUAUUAAUAGAUAGCAGCCAAUAAGACAACUUAACAAUAUAUAAUGAUGACAAUAUAAAACUACUUCAACUUAAAGUAAAGAUCAACUAUCUUUAUUCAAUUUAAUUAUUUAACUGAUAUAUAAGAAUUAAUAACUUUUGUAUUACGAUUUAAAAGAAUUACUUGAGGACUUACUAAAAAAAAAUAAACAUGGGAAUAACAUCACAACUGAGACAA